AUGAAAAAUCACGAGGCACGACCUACUGGUUCUAUCCCAUUUCCUGAGGCCCACGAGGCACGACCUACUGGUUCUAUCCCAUUUCCUGAGGCCAAUGAGGCACGACCUACUGGUUCUAUCCCAUUUCCUGAGGCCAAUGGUGUGUCAUAUAACAAUGAAAAUACAAGAGGCCGUGGUCGUGGUCGUGGUCGUGGCCGUGGCCGUGGCCGUGGUCGUGGACGAAACCAUGGUUAUAAUCCCGGUCAUGGACAAAAUCGUCAUGGUGGUUAUAAUUUCAAAAAUAAAAGUUACCACCGAAAAUGGGAAAAUAAUGGUGCAAAACAUGACAAGGAAAAACAUGGAAAUCCUCCCAAAAAUGUUGAAAGCGCAUGUUAUCGUUGUGGCAUGACUGGCCAUUGGGAGCACACUUGUCGUACUACAAGGCACCUUGUGGAUCUCUAUCAAGCAUCCCUGAAAGAGAAAGGAAAGAAUAUAGAAUCCAACAAUGUUCUUGUGAAUGACGAUUUUGAUAUCACACAUUUGGAUGUGGAAGACUACCUUGGGCCAAUAGAGAAGAAAGAUUGA
Molecule: messenger RNA, 564 nt
Organism: Ipomoea triloba (trilobed morning glory)
Lineage: Eukaryota; Viridiplantae; Streptophyta; Magnoliopsida; Solanales; Convolvulaceae
Exons: 1
Coding region: 1-564 (187 amino acids)
Molecular function (GO): zinc ion binding; nucleic acid binding
Source: RefSeq, a predicted model, not a curated record